AGGUGCUGUGCUGGUCUGUAGAAAGGAGUUGGGGGAAACAGCUAUAAGAGGAGGUUUUCUCCUCUCCACUCUCUCAGUCUGAGCUCUGGCCUGGAGAGAGAAGAUGCUUCCACACACACUGACCGGGGUCUCAUCACCUGGACACUUCAACACUCAGGAGCCUGGAAGAGUCAUGGGUCAUAUAACUGGUUCUCCAGUGAUGUGGAGACCAUGGGCGCUUCACUCUGAUAGAGAUGCACAGCAUGAAAAGACUACUAUUGGAACACACACACAGACCCCAAAGAAUAUAAAUGGGUUCCAUCACCCAGUGAGGUUGUAUCUGCCCAAAUCCAAGACCGAGGUGUAUUUGUCUCAUCUGGGAAAGAAAGUUCUGGCCAGCUUUCCUGUUCAAGCUACUCUGCACUUCUACAACGACGACUCCAGCUCUGAGGAGGAGAGUGAGAACGAAGAGGAGAUGAUGGAGAAAGAGUGGCAGCUUUCAGUGAAGAGGAGGACCUAAAGGACAUCUGUCUAGAACUAACAGAGACGAACAGAGAACUUAAUUCUUGAAAAACUUUUGGCUAGGUUUUACCUUUGACAAGAAACACCUUGCAGCCAGUGGUACCAACGACACCAUGGACAAAUCUCUGCUGUUCGGUUCAUCUUGACCAGGACAUUAAACCUGAGCUCAUCAAGUUAUUACUCUGGUCAUCACCACUGGCAUUCAUCCCAGAGCAAUCAAAUAUGGGACCAAUCUUGAGGCCUCAUGUGCUACAUAGUUGCUUCAACAGGGUUCUACUCUACUAUAGGGUUCUAUUCUAGCCUGUAUUGUCAAUGGACAAUCAUCAUGCUCAAUUAUUUUCUAUAAAAGCUUAAACAGUUUUAAGGGUUUAAGCACAUCUGAUUUAAUGUAUCCUUUGGUUUACCAGGAUACAACCAGUUUAAAUGUUGCACCCUAUCAGAUAUUGUUACGUUUUGCUUUUUAAAUCAUACACUCUUAGCAUAAAGGGUUUUAUAUCACACCAAAAUAUGCCAUAUAAACCAAGCAGCUAGGUGAGUGAUGAAGAUGAGGGUGGUGAUGGGGUGGAUGCAGGUGUGAGGUCGAUAUUCACUAGGUGAGGAGGGACUGGGAGGUAUAUAUAGGACUAGAAAAAGGAGGUGCAGUUCCAUAUCUCAAAGUUUUGUUAAUUCUUUAGAAAAAAAACGUGUUAAUUCCAGUUAAUUUAAUCCAGAUAGUGUUCAUUUUACACUGGCAAACAUACUGUGUAUAAGAAAACAAGGCAGUGAUCCUGGAUCAGUACUAUCUAAAUUCUGAAUCUUUGUUGAUCCUGUUGUAUCAAAAGAUCAUAAAAAAACACAUUUCUUAUGUCCUUGAAUGUUCCAAAGUGGUUUGGAGCCAAAUAUUGCUAUUGUAAUGGACAUUAACCUUAAGAACAGUUUUCCUUCCUUCUUGUCCAUUUUUGGAGGCACCAUGUUUUGACAGAGAUGAUAUAACAAAAUUUUGUGCACCAGAUUUAAGCAAUAAUACACUCAAGGUUCAUGCUAUAAUGUGUAAUAUUGGCACUGCUGUGCUGCCAUAAUGACAGUAUUAGUGUUAAAGCACAAACCUCGAGUGUAUUAUCGCUGUUUAUUGAAAGAUUUUGAGUUAAAGAGGAUGAGAAAAUAUGAUAAUAUGAACUGUUUGGUUAUAAAGACUCAGCGAGUUAAAAUAGUUUAAUUGCUGCUCAGUUUGUAGCAGCACAGUUUGGUUUGUAAGCGCUGCAUCGUUGCUAGGUUACCUGUAUGUGGCAGAGUAAUACAUGGAGAGCUUAGGUUACAGUGCAUUACCGGCUGAUAAUGUCACUCAUACAACGCCUCUCAGCCAAUCACAUUGCAGGGUCUGAACUAACUGUGGUAUAAUAGUGUUUAAUCCAUAGCUCAGCUCAUCUUUACGGCUUGUUGAACAUCUGGAGACCUUGACAUCUUUUUAUAUUGUAUGAAUGACUGAUCUUCCAUAGGAUGGAUCCAUCGACUUAGGAAAGGAAACUGUGAUAUUUCAGCUUAUGAUCUCCACACUGGCAGUUGGUGACCUAACCUAAGGGUUAGUGGUCUAUAUGUAUACGUACAUACAUGUUGAAGUAGUGGUUAGGUCUGUUGAAACACGAGGCCUGUAAUUUGACUUGACUUGCUUACUAUUUCUUUCCUUCACUGGAUCUGGAGAUGGUGCUUCAGCAUAUCUCCAGCAUAUACUCACAAUAAGAAAGGAAGAAGAAGAGUCUGCUGUUUUGGAAACAAGCUUAUGAAAGAGCAGGAGAUCAUGCUAGCAUGUCUCAGGAAGCAGCCUGGGUGGAAGCAGGAGAGGAUUAGAACCUGAGACUUGAGCAGGAAACACAGCGGAACUGAAACAGCUCCUACAGGACCGUACAGCUCUGAUCCUGUUUACCCAAGCAGAGCAUAAACACACCUUUAACCCGAACCUGACUCACAACAUCCGCCUCUCACACCAGCACACGCGUAGGGCUCCGCUUCGGUUCGUUAAAAGCAGUGGAGAUUAUGGGUUAUAGUUACAAUAAGUCUAAAUAUUUCUCUCAUCUCUCAUGAACAUAAAUUUUGUAGACCCUAAUAUAAAACCCUGUGGGACUCCGCAUCAUGUGUAAAACUGCAAUAACUUCAAAAAGGUUCUAAAAUGUUUUUUUUAUGCAAUAGGGCAAUGGAGUGGAGUGUGUUUCGGUGUUUGUCAUUGUACUGUAUAUUUCUUA
Molecule: messenger RNA, 2717 nt
Organism: Astyanax mexicanus (Mexican tetra)
Lineage: Eukaryota; Metazoa; Chordata; Actinopteri; Characiformes; Acestrorhamphidae
Gene: ripply3
Product: ripply transcriptional repressor 3
Exons: 4
Coding region: 104-499 (131 amino acids)
Biological process (GO): embryonic pattern specification; negative regulation of transcription by RNA polymerase II
Cellular component (GO): nucleus
Source: RefSeq, a predicted model, not a curated record